AUGUCCCUGACGGAUAUUCCCUGGAAUCAUUUCGAUCCUAUCAACUACUUCCCCACUGGACAGGAUCCAACUUCCGGCUUCUAUCCUCAGCAUCCUCACUCGUCCGCCUUCUUCGGCCACGGAUUUGCUCACCUCUCCAACACUCUCUAUCAUCCAAGCAAUACCAUUCUCUUCAAUAUGAACACUCUAUCGACCGCGGAGAUGGAGAGGUUCCAGAAACUCUCCAAUGAGUUUCAGGCCGAGGUCCAGGGUCCCGCGGUAUCGACAAAGCAACCCAGUAGUGCAAUCGCUAUGGAGUAUGCAAAUGCGGAUCCAACAUUUGCCACCAAGACCAGUGCACUUGCUAUAACACACCCUCUGACACGAACCAUGAAAGGAGAUGGGAAUUGUGGUUGGAGAGCGGUUGCAUUCGGGUACUUCGAGAAUCUUUUCAACUUUCAAAACCUGCUACAAGUACACCGUGAAUUGACCCGGAUAAAGUCACUGAGCGUACUUCUCGACCAAACAGGCCAACAAGAACACCUGUACGAGAUAUUCGUGGACGCAACAGAGGAAGUCUUCAACCAGAUAUCUGCGGCCAUCCAGAGUGGCAUACGGGAUGACUCAUUUCUUGUCAACGCAUUCAACAACGAAUACAACGCAAAUGCUAUCCUCACUCAUUUCAGACUGCUGACGAGUGCGUGGAUGAAACUUAAUCCGCAUCGAUACCAAGCGUUUCUCUCCAUGCCUCUAGAUCAAUAUUGUGCGGCACGAAUAGACACCGUCAGAACGGAGAUCGACGAAGUCGGACUCCAAGCGUUGGUUGAUGGUGUGAUUGAAGAUUCUGGAUUUGCCGUGGAGAUCAUGUAUCUCGACCGCAGCGAAGGUGAAGUGGUCACUCCUCACCUCCUAACCCCGGCACGGCCAGUUGCUGGGACGAUCUGCCUACUCUAUCGCCCGGGCCACUAUGAUCUUCUCUACCCAGCCGAACCUACUGUGAAUAUGGAACCCGUGGUUAAUUACCAAUACGCGAUGACUUCUGACUACGCCCCCUGGGAUCAAGGAUCCCUCGCGUUUGAUGUGAGCUCAAAUUUGAUGACGAUUCCCAAUCUGAUGAUGGACCCUUGUUUUGGCAUGGCCCCUUCUCCGAUGCCGGCGGCUCCUCCUAGUCCGUAUCGAGUAUCGCCCCCUCUGGAAGUGUACCAACCACCCAUGCACGCGUCACCACCUCCAAUGUCUAUCGCAUCGCCACCGCCGCCGCCGCUACGAAUGUCGGCGCCACCGCCCCCCAUGAGCUCACUACCACCUCGGUCUUCUGAUGGGCCGCAAAUCCGGUUGAAUCCGCUGGUGAUGAAACCGAAUCUUAGUCACUCUCUUCCAGUCACGACGCCAUUCAAAAACUCCCCAUACAACCAAGCCCAUUUCCAGAAUCAGGACUUUGAACCCAUCCACUGGGAGCCCAGCGAUUCUCGCAGAUGA
Aspergillus sclerotioniger CBS 115572 is the source of this 1458-nucleotide messenger RNA. RefSeq names its product OTU family ubiquitin thioesterase. Gene Ontology annotation, biological process: protein K48-linked deubiquitination. The record is from RefSeq and is a predicted model, not a curated record. Gene Ontology annotation, cellular component: nucleus. Gene Ontology annotation, molecular function: cysteine-type deubiquitinase activity; ubiquitin binding. The coding region runs from base 1 to 1458 and encodes 485 amino acids. The transcript is spliced from 7 exons. Lineage: Eukaryota; Fungi; Ascomycota; Eurotiomycetes; Eurotiales; Aspergillaceae.